UAGUUGUUUUUACAGGUAUUUUGGAUGAUUCGACAUCGAUAAUAGUUAUAUUCAACGAGGGAAUCCCAAAACUAUACAAGACGCAAUCUGCAUGACGAAUAAGGAAAAAUGUAAGGGAAGGGGCAAAGAAAGUGGAAGAAACAGUAGUGAAUCAUUGAAAGCGCGACGCAUGCAUGUGUUAAUCUUUUCUUCUAGCACCGUACGCGACCUCGUACUUAAUAAAUAUCGCGUGUACAACAUUAAGAAUUGAUAAUCGCGAACAUGCUCUCCCGCAGAGUCGAUCGUGCGAUAGUUCAACUGAUUUUGGUACUAGCAUGCAUACUUGUGAAACCAGUGUUUCCCUACGAGUUACCGGAUCCGAUUUUCGAGGUGUUAAAGCCGCAAGGUCUUCGAGUCUCUAUACCCGAUACACCGGAUUUAAAAAUAUUUGGAUUCCACGCCAACAUCAACAAAGCAAUUCGCACUAAUGAAUAUGGUCAAAUCGCUGGUGAUACCUAUUUAGCAAUAGAUGGCCGCUGGACUUUUGAGGAUUCGGACGUGACUAUAAAAAAUGGAGAUGUACUUCAUUACUGGAUUUAUGUGCAAGCGAAUGGGAUUAAUCACAGAAAGAAUAACCAAAGAUGGACAUAUUCCCAAAAUGAAGUUGAUAGUCAAGAAACUACACAGACGAGUUCUUCAAAAUACGAAAUUCCAACCGAGGGCCGAUUACUACUUAAAGACUAUUUCAAUUCUUUCAACGCGUCAUUAUGGAAACGCGAGAUAAAGAUGCCAUUAGAUCCGGAUUAUGAAUUUUGCGUAUAUCACAAUCAAAAUCAUGAGCAACUUGUACAAGUUCAUAAUGGUCAAUUAUUCAUAAGGCCAAUUAUACUGGAAGACUAUUAUGGCGAGAAUGCGACCGCAUACGGAAGAUUGCAACUUAACGAAUGUACGAGCAUGGUUGCUUUCGAAUGUACGCGACAGGCGUUAUCCUACAGCAUUCUGCCACCCGUUAUAUCUGCACGUUUUACCACGAAAGAACGUUUCGUUUUACGAUACGGAAAGAUCGAAAUACGCGCGAAGUUUCCUGAGGGCGAUUGGCUGUAUCCAGAAAUGUGGCUUGAGCCACGUUAUUCUACUUAUGGUAUGAACUACGCCAGCGGCCGUGUUCUUCUGGGUUUAACACGCGGCAAUGAGAAUUUGGUGAAUGUCACGGACGUUUCGAAAAUCUAUGAUACUAGACGAUUGGAUUUUGGCGUGAGAGUAAGCCCAUCUCAUAAUGAGAUCCAAGAAAUACUCGUCACAAAAGUAAACGAAUUCGGACCACGGUGGACGAAGAAUUUCCAUGUGUACACGACGAUCUGGACCAGUGAUGGUUUCACGUUUUUGGUCGACGGUGAAGAGGUUGGCCGAAUAAGCCCUAAUGAAGAUGGAUGGAUGAGUGGUCCUCACGCAGACAGAAAAGCUGCCCCGUUCGAUCAAGAGAUAAUGACUUUGAAAAAAGUGACUGUUAUUUUAAUCAUCUUCGUUUGGGCCACUGAUUCUCUGGCGGUUUAUUAUCCUCGUUCAAGGCGAUCAAGUAAUGAAUAUAUAUUGCACAGAUGUACAGCUACUGCGGAAUUAAUUAGAAAGCAUAGGAAUGAGGAUGUUGGAGCCAGUUUACGCAGAGCCGAAGGAAACCUGGCACAAUCGCAAACGCAACAAAAAGGUUCUCUGAUUGACGCUAUUCAAUCCGAAACUUCCAAGCAAAUUUCGAACGGUGUUUUUCGACGUAUGACUCAUAUGAGAAGACGCGGUAGUGGGCACGCACGUCGAAACGCAGGCAAACAUUUAGCAGAUACACCCCUUAAAACCGUAAACAUCGACGUAUCACGAGACAGACCAUCAGCCUUCAAAAAGAAGAACCCAUUACCGGAACUCUCGCGCAAUAUAUCGGGCAGAAACAUCGAUUCGUCGCCACAUGUAAUAAUUAUCAAAUCUCUCACUUAAUAUUUUUCCAAUGACAUUCAAUUUAUACUGCCGCAGAUUUUAAUUUUAUUGCAAAUUAGUAUAACUACGUAAUACAUAAUUACUUGUAAUAAUACUAAAGAAAAGCAUAUCAUUUUUUU
Trachymyrmex cornetzi is the source of this 2084-nucleotide messenger RNA. Its product is annotated as beta-1,3-glucan-binding protein. Gene Ontology annotation, molecular function: hydrolase activity, hydrolyzing O-glycosyl compounds; carbohydrate binding. Lineage: Eukaryota; Metazoa; Arthropoda; Insecta; Hymenoptera; Formicidae. The record is from RefSeq and is a predicted model, not a curated record. The transcript is spliced from 8 exons. Gene Ontology annotation, biological process: carbohydrate metabolic process. Bases 262 to 1965 code for a protein of 567 amino acids.